AGGGGCGUUGCUAAGGCAACUGGGGAGGGCGGGGUCAUGUCUGAAUUGCUGCUGUGAGUCACCGGAGUGCUGCCCAGGAAAGGCAGGGCUGGAGUGAUGACCAUGCUAGCGACCCAGUGGGAUUUCGCGACAUCACCUGUGUGGAGGGACUUCGUGUCUAUGGCAACUGUCACCUGGUGGAAGGGGCGGAACUAGAUUUCCUCUGUCUGGGACGCCGGCAUUCCAAGCCCUUGUCCUGCAGCCUCCCGCAGGCAGACACGCCAUAGAAGGAAGCCAGGGAAUGGCCGCGGUGUGGCAGCAAGUCUUAGCAGUGGACGCGAGGUACAACGCCUACCGCACACCAACGUUUCCACAGUUUCGGACCCAGUAUAUCCGCCGGCGCAGCCAGCUGCUGCGGGAGAAUGCCAAGGCUGGCCACCCCCCAGCCUUGCGUCGGCAGUACCUGAGGCUACGGGGCCAGCUAUUGGGUCAGCGCUACGGGCCACUCUCUGAGCCAGGCAGUGCUCGUGCCUAUAGCAACAGCAUUGUCCGCAGCAGCCGCACUACCCUUGACCGAAUGGAGGACUUUGAAGAUGAUCCUCGAACCCUGGGGGCCCGAGGGCACCGCCGUUCUGUCAGCCGAGGCUCCUACCAGCUACAGGCACAAAUGAACCGAGCAGUCUAUGAGGACAGGCCUCCUGGCAGUGUGGUACCCACAUCGGUGGCAGAGGCAAGUCGUGCCAUGGCCGGGGACACAUCGCUGAGUGAAAACUAUGCCUUUGCAGGCAUGUACCAUGUUUUUGACCAGCACGUGGAUGAGGCAGUCCCAAGGGUACACUUCGCCAAUGACGACCGGCACCGCCUGGCCUGCUGCUCACUGGACGGCAGCAUCUCCCUGUGCCAGCUGGUGCCUGCCCCACCCACUGUGCUCCAUGUGCUACGUGGCCACACGCGUGGCGUCUCCGACUUCGCCUGGUCCCUCUCCAAUGACAUCCUCGUGUCCACCUCCCUCGAUGCCACCAUGCGCAUCUGGGCCUCCGAGGACGGCCGCUGCAUCCGUGAGAUCCCUGACCCUGAUGGCGCUGAACUGCUGUGCUGCACCUUCCAGCCUGUCAACAACAACCUCACUGUGGUGGGGAAUGCCAAGCACAAUGUGCAUGUCAUGAACAUCUCCACAGGCAAGAAAGUGAAGGGCGGCUCCAGCAAGCUGACAGGCCGUGUCCUCGCCCUGUCUUUCGAUGCCCCUGGCCGGCUUCUCUGGGCAGGUGAUGACCGUGGCAGUAUCUUCUCCUUUCUCUUUGACAUGGCCACAGGGAAGCUGACCAAAGCCAAGCGACUGGUCGUGCAUGAGGGCAGCCCUGUAACCAGCAUCUCCGCCCGCUCCUGGGUCAGCCGUGAAGCACGGGACCCCUCCCUGCUCAUCAACGCCUGCCUCAACAAACUGCUGCUCUACAGAGUGGUGGACAAUGAAGGGACUCUGCAACUGAAGAGAAGCUUCCCCAUUGAGCAGAGCUCACACCCUGUGCGCAGUAUCUUCUGCCCUCUCAUGUCCUUCCGCCAGGGGGCCUGCGUGGUGACAGGCAGUGAGGAUAUGUGUGUUCACUUCUUUGACGUGGAGCGGGCGGCCAAGGCUGCUGUGAACAAGCUGCAGGGCCACAGUGCACCUGUGCUUGACGUCAGCUUCAACUGUGACGAGAGUCUGCUGGCCUCCAGCGACGCCAGUGGCAUGGUCAUCGUCUGGAGACGGGAGCAAAAGUAGGGUUCUGCCAGCCCUGCACUGCCCCCGCUCCCGCCGCUCCCUCCUCUCCCUCCCGUCUUGUGUUGUAAAUAAAAUUUCUGUGGUUGUGUUGAGGGGCCACUCCCAGGUCUCCCACAAGGGGGCACUAGGGAGCACUGAGCCCUCCAGUGAAAGGGAGAUGGCUUCCUCAGUUGUGCAGUACUGUGUUCAUCCAUGCAACAAGCACUGAGUAUCUGCUGUGACAUAUCACGUAGUUGUGCAGUCAGUGGACAGGAAUGAGAGCAGCAACUGUGUUGUCAGGAACUGUUCUGAAAAGGAGGGAUCCUGCUGUGGCCUCAACCAACGGAAAUCCCUGCCCUUGUGGGCUUGCAUCCUAGGGGACACAAACACACCGUGUACAAAGUACAGCCAUUCCUUGGAGUAUAAUUUGCUUUAUAAUUUUUCAACUUUUUGACCAUACAGUGCUACAGAACCACACACAUACACCUGGUCUUGUUUUGCUACUUUCAGUAUGGUGUUCAGUAAAUUACAUGAGCUAGUCAACAUUUUGUUAUAAAAUAGCCUUUGCAUUAGGUGAGUUUGCCUACCUGUAGAAUAAUGUCACUGUUCUGAGCCCAUUUAAGGUAGGUGGGGCUAAGCUAGGGUGUUUGGUAGGUUAGGUAUAGUAAUGCAUUUUCGACAUACGCUAGUUCAAGUUAAGGCAGAUUGGUUGGGAUCUAACCCUGUUGAGUGGAGAAGCAUCUGUACAUAGUAGGCUAGUUAAAGAUGGGCGGUGUGGAGACGCUGAAAGGAGGAAAGGGGAUGAGGUUGCAGGGAUGGGAGCGGGGAGCUGCUUUGGGCGAUGUCAUUUGAAGAUCCGAAUGAAAUGAGGGAGGUCAUCAUGGGGGGGUAGAAGAACAUCCUCAACAGAAAGAAAGGCUAGCGCACAGGCACUGAGACUGGAGUGUGUCAGAGUAUGAUCCGGCUGAGUGUGACACAUGACGUUAGGUCUGGAGGGCUUUGUGGGCCAUGCCGAGGAGCUUGCCUUUUCCUGGGUGAGGGAAGUUGGGGUGCAGGACCAGACAGCAAUAGAGAAAUUAGGAGAGGAAUGGUGAGUUCAACCCCAAGGGUUUCAUCAGAUUAGAUUGUAAAAGUUCCCAACCUGACAGCUUCUGGCUAGGUGAACCCCACUCUUAUCUGUGCAUUGACUUGUGGCCCCCAACCAGGGAGCAGAAGUGGUGUGUUGAGUUCUUGGAGUUCUAGAUUUGGCAUACAGGCAGCCAUGGACUCAGGCUGAGCUACAGCUCCUCCUAUGGGGAGGAAGAAGGAGAAAAUCUGUAAGCUCACCCCUAGCUCCUCCCAUGUCCAUCCAGGGCCCUAAUUUAAGCCCUUGACCAGCUCAGAGGCCAAAUACUAAAUUAGUUCAUUAUUGGGUAUUGACAAGGAAAUAAGUUCCAAAGUCAUUGUCAAUGAUUAGAAUCGUGAAGAAAUUUCAGUUUGAAGAAUCACCAGGGGCUCUUAAAGCUAAUUCUCCCAGAUCCAUGUGCUGCUACAUUUGCAUCAGUUGGAAUCUUGGCUAACAUCUUGGGACUUCAGAGUCACCAACCUGGUAGCACAGUAUUGCUGAGCUGUGGAACUAACAGCAGCUCUUUGAGGGAAGAAGAUAAUUCCCUGUUUAUUUAAUCUGUCGUUUAAUAGUGUGAUCACUUGUAGCCAAAGCAUUUCUGGCUCCAUCAGACAGAUCUUAGGCAAAUGGUUAUGAGAUAAUGAUACCAGUGAGCUGGACUGGUCACGUUGUCAAAAUCAUAUAUGUGUGCCAACAUUCCUAACCCAGCUUGAGGGUCAGUGAUUUCCUAUGAAGACAGACAGUACAGCUGACAGAUACAGUGAAGGGUACCACACACCAAUUAAAUGCUAAUCUUCAAAGAGACCCUCCCAAGGAUAACAGUUCAGACUUGUGUGUUAACUCUCUGCUGCACCAAAUAGAUACGGUUUCAAUCAAGGUCUAGAGGGAGCAAGAUAAUUUGGGGAAAUACCAGUUUUCUCGAACUUCCUUUUCUUCACACUCUCCAUUUUCUUUAGUGAGUCUGGUUUCAGGAUGGUUGAUGAAUAUUGUUUGCAUGAUUUGGGGGGUUUCCUCCUUGUAAAAUUUUUGAGGUGGCAGAAUUGACGUUCUACUUUAAUUUCAUCUUGGUGACACUUUUAACUCACAACCUAAAGGAACCUAAACACUGAGUAAACAAGAAAGAAUAAAAAAUAAUGCUGUUGGUCAA
Peromyscus californicus insignis is the source of this 3969-nucleotide messenger RNA. RefSeq names its product WD repeat domain 13 (gene Wdr13). Gene Ontology annotation, cellular component: nucleus. Lineage: Eukaryota; Metazoa; Chordata; Mammalia; Rodentia; Cricetidae. The coding region runs from base 281 to 1738 and encodes 485 amino acids. The record is from RefSeq and is a predicted model, not a curated record. Gene Ontology annotation, molecular function: protein binding; promoter-specific chromatin binding. The transcript is spliced from 9 exons.